Molecule: messenger RNA, 825 nt
Organism: Aspergillus steynii IBT 23096
Lineage: Eukaryota; Fungi; Ascomycota; Eurotiomycetes; Eurotiales; Aspergillaceae
Product: HpcH/HpaI aldolase family protein
Exons: 1
Coding region: 1-825 (274 amino acids)
Cellular component (GO): cytoplasm
Molecular function (GO): aldehyde-lyase activity
Source: RefSeq, a predicted model, not a curated record
AUGCAAGCAGCCAACCGUCUUCAAAAAGCCCUAAAGGCAGGCAAUCCAGCCUACGGGGCAUGGCAAAUGCUCCCCGGCACAAACCUGACCCGCACAAUAUGCAGAUCAGCGCCCAACAUUGACUGGCUCCUGGUGGACUUGGAGCACGGCAACAUCUCCGAUGAUGCAAUGCACGAGAUUGUAGCAGCCAGUGCCGCCUGCGGAGUAUCACCCAUCGUGCGCGUCAUGGAGGGGGGACGCUCGAUGAUCAAACGAGCGUUGGAUAGUGGCGCGCACGGGAUCCUAGUCCCUGUCAUCGAGACCGUUGAAGACGCGAAGAAAGUUGUCGAAUAUUCGAAAUUCCCCCCACUUGGAAAGCGGGGUUUUGAGCCACUCCUGGCCGUGGAGAAAUUCGUCGAGCAGCAUCCACACGGUGGCAGGGUUAGACAACUCACCGGCAUGGAGUAUCUGCGACAGGCAGAUAGCUCUCUCGUAAUUGCGGUUCAGAUUGAGAGACAGGGCGCUCUUGAUAAUGUCAGCGAAAUCGCGGCCAUCCCUGGUAUUGAUGUCCUCUUCAUCGGACCUUUCGACCUCGGCAUGAAUAUUGGUCACCCCAUUGACGACUCGGGUGCGUACGACCAGGAACUUCUUGACGCAAUCGAGAUGGUUCACGCGGCGGCGAAAUCAGCUGGGAAAUCAUGUGGAAUCUACUGCGAUACCGGGGAAGAAGGAGGAGAGUAUUCGAAAAAGGGGUUUCAGAUGAUUAGUGUUAUGACUGAUAUGAUUGGGAUUCGAAAGGCUUUUGGACAGGCUUUUAGUGCUACUUUAGAUAGGCAGGGCGUCUAG